GAAAAAUGAGCGGAGUGGCGAAGAAGAUAGCCGAUGUGACUUUCAAGGCCGGGAAGACCAUCGAUUGGGAAGGCAUGGCGAAGUUCGUCGUCUCAGAUGAGGCUCGCAAGGAGUUCGCCAAUCUCCGCCGUACUUUUGAUGAAGUCAAUUCCCAGUUGCAAACUAAAUUCAGCCAGGAACCAGAGCCCAUAGACUGGGAAUUUUAUAGAAAGGGGAUUGGAUCUAAAUUGGUUGAUAUGUACAAAGAGGCAUAUGAGAGCGUUGGGAUUCCAAAAUACGUUGAUACAGUUACACCGGAGUACAAGCCAAAAUUUGAUGCUUUGUUGGUAGAGCUCAAAGAAGCUGAGCAACAAUCACCCAAAAAGUCUGAAAGACUGGAGAAGGAACUUGUUGAAUUUCAAGAGCUGAAGAAGAAACUCAGUACCAUGACAGCAGACGAGUACUAUGAGAAGCACCCAGAACUCAGGAAGAAGUUUGAUGAUGAAAUCCGCAACGACUACUGGGGAUACUAGAAUUGAUUGGAGACUCAGCUUCUGCUUAAGCCUUUUGACUUCA
Molecule: messenger RNA, 555 nt
Organism: Coffea arabica (coffee)
Lineage: Eukaryota; Viridiplantae; Streptophyta; Magnoliopsida; Gentianales; Rubiaceae
Product: ATP synthase subunit d, mitochondrial-like
Biological process (GO): proton motive force-driven ATP synthesis
Molecular function (GO): proton transmembrane transporter activity
Source: RefSeq, a predicted model, not a curated record